CAACACUGUAAUAAACAGCUAUUUAACAAUUGUUAUUUGUGGAAUUCCGAAGCUUUGUCGUCCAUUAUACGAUUUUAAAAUGUUGAAAAGCAGCAACUUGGACAGUGUUAUUGGUGAACUCGAUGCCGAUCGCACGGGCACUGGCGCCGUCGCAGCACCAGAGAAAUCAGUUAAGAACAACAAAAACAACAACACAUCGUUGUCGCAAGGAAAAGUAGACGAAAUUGAUUGCUCUAUGGCAGCCUUGCAAUUAUCUUUUGGUGUCCUUGAAAUUGCCGAAUCGCCAUUAGUACGUGUUCGCAAUCAGCUGAAAGAAUUGAUUGGCAAACAAAACAAAUUCUACAUUGAUGUGUCCAAGGAGAAAUAUAAGCUGGAUUGCAGCGAAGUAUCUAAACUAUACGAUAUGAUGAACAACGUGAAGCUCUACAAAGAUAAACUGAUUAAAAUCAAAAAGGAUAUGCAGAGCAUUUAUCAGCGUUCCAAAGUCAUCAAGAAACGAGCUGCACACAUCGCAGCCUGUAAGCAACGCGAACACCAACGCAAAGUCGAAAAGCAACAGCACGAGGAGUCGCUCAUUGGCAAUCCGUUGCCAUAGGGCCAUAGAUAUAACAAGCUUUAUAGUUACUUAUAUAUAUUAAAACUAGUUAUAAUCGGGCAGUACUUAAACAUAAUGAGUACUGCCAAGGCUGACAAGACUCUAAGCUAAGAGCUAAAUAAACAUUACAUCCAAAAUGAAUACACAUGAUAAA
Drosophila arizonae is the source of this 749-nucleotide messenger RNA. It is a transcript of the gene Pldn, whose product is annotated as biogenesis of lysosomal organelles complex 1 subunit pallidin. Gene Ontology annotation, cellular component: transport vesicle; BLOC-1 complex. Gene Ontology annotation, biological process: intracellular transport. Lineage: Eukaryota; Metazoa; Arthropoda; Insecta; Diptera; Drosophilidae. The record is from RefSeq and is a predicted model, not a curated record.